This is a messenger RNA of Gavialis gangeticus (Gharial), 2356 nucleotides long. Its product is annotated as cytochrome P450 27C1. Gene Ontology annotation, cellular component: mitochondrial inner membrane. The record is from RefSeq and is a predicted model, not a curated record. Gene Ontology annotation, molecular function: heme binding; monooxygenase activity; oxidoreductase activity, acting on paired donors, with incorporation or reduction of molecular oxygen. Bases 167 to 1849 code for a protein of 560 amino acids. The transcript has 9 exons. Gene Ontology annotation, biological process: cortisol metabolic process; glucocorticoid biosynthetic process; cholesterol metabolic process. Lineage: Eukaryota; Metazoa; Chordata; Crocodylia; Gavialidae.
CAGCCCGAGGGGAGGGAGCCUUUCAUAAUGGCCUGUGUAAACUGAUGCUCGUGCAGUCAAGAGUUGGAAGUGCUGCUUCUACAACUUAAAGCAGAGGACAAACAGCAACCAAAUAAAGCAGCCGCAGAAGCAAUUGGACGGGUUUUUUUUUUUAAUUGAAAAAAAAAUGUCUCUCUUACUGAAGGUUUUGAAAACCAAUUGUAAACAGGCUCUUGAACCUGAGAGAAGGGGUUGCUUUUAUCGUGUGGUUUUUGUCUGCAGGUUUCAACAGCUGCCCAAAAUUUCUAGCAGCCCCGCUCUGGAGGUGCAAAAUAAUCCAGCGGCAAAAGCAGCGGCAGAGGACAAAGAGGAGGAGAUGGCAGUGGCGGAGGGGGCAAGAGGGCUGUUGAAGCCUGCCCAGCACCAUCCCCAUCACCACAGGGUGAGGAGCCUGCAAGAAAUGCCUGGACCCAACCUCUUCUGCAACCUGUACGAGUUCUUCUGGAAAGACGGCUUCAGCCGCGUUCAUGAAAUCCAGCAAAAGCAUACUCAGGAAUAUGGAAAGAUCUUCAAGUCUCGCUUUGGUUUCCAGUUUGUAGUAUCCAUUGCAGACAGAGACAUGAUUGCUCAGGUUCUCCGGGCAGAAGGUGGAGCUCCACAAAGAGCUAAUAUGGAAUCCUGGCAGGAGUACAGAGACUUACGCGGAAGAGCCACUGGACUCAUUUCUGCGGAGGGGGAUCAGUGGCUAAAAAUGAGGAAGGUACUAAGACAGAAAAUCCUGAAACCCGAAGAUGUAUCUGUUUUCUCUGGACCAGUCAAUGAAGUUAUUACUGAUUUAAUUAAGAGAAUCCACACACUCAGGAGACAAGAGGAAGAUGGGGAAACUGUGACCGAUGUAAACAACCUCUUCUUCAAGUAUUCUAUGGAAGGUGUGGCAGCUAUUCUGUAUGAAUGCCGAUUAGGGUGCUUGGAAAACAGUGUCCCAGAGAAGACUGUAGAAUACAUUGAGGCUUUGGCGUUGAUGUUUAGCGUGUUUAAGACCGCUAUGUAUUCAGGGAUUAUUCCCAAAUGGCUUCGUCCACUUAUUCCAAAACCCUGGAAUGUUUUCUGCAGAUCCUGGGAUGGACUCUUCAAAUUCAGUCAAAUCCAUGUUGAUAACAAGUUAAAGGAUAUUCAAUCCCGGCUAGAGCGAGGAGAAGAAGUAAAAGGUGGGCUGCUCACAUAUCUCCUAUUAAAUAAAGAGCUUAACUUGGAAGAAAUCUAUGCCAAUAUGACCGAAAUGCUUCUGGCAGGAGUGGACACAACUUCUUUUACUUUGUCCUGGAUAACAUUCUUGUUGGCAAAGCAUCCUGAAGUUCAGCAAUCUGUGUAUGAAGAAAUAGUUAAUAAGUUGGGCAAAGACCGUGUUCCCACUGCAGAUGAUGUCCCUAAAUUGCCAAUGAUAAGAGCUGUGCUUAAAGAAACUCUGAGGUUAUUCCCAGUAUUACCAGGCAAUGGUAGGGUGACUCAAGAAGAUCUCAUUGUUGGAGGAUACUUGAUACCUAAAGGGACCCAGCUGGCACUUUGUCAUUAUGCUACAUCUUACGAUGAAGAGAAUUUCCCAAUGGCAAAUGAGUUCCAACCUGAGCGCUGGCUGAGGAAAGACCAUAUGGACAGAGUAGACAACUUUGGUUCCAUCCCAUUUGGUUAUGGCAUUCGCAGCUGUAUAGGAAAAAGAAUUGCAGAACUGGAAAUUCACCUUGUACUGAUUCAGUUGCUUCAAAAUUUUGAGAUCAAAAUUUCUUCCAAAACAAAACCAGUUCGUGCUAAAACCCAUGGACUUUUGACUCCUGGAAAUUCCAUCAAUGUGAAAUUUGCUAACAGGAAGUAAGAAUCUAAAGUUUAGUAAAUUUUGGUAUCCUUUUCUGAGAUAUAGACUUGCAUAGGAUGAAAUAUGAUGAUCAUUCUCUUGUUCACUGGUUUGUGGAUACCCUGUAAAAUGAGCAGGCCUUAUGUUCUGACUUAGUUGAAGCAAUAUGCAAGAGAAGUUAACUCUCUCAUAGUAGAUAAUUAUGAAAUUUCAUGUGGAAUCUAUAGAAACAUAAACUGAAACAUUUCCUUUUUGCACUGGAAGUCAUUUUUCUCUGGAGCGAUUUCUGGUGGUGGCAAUGGGUGCACGGAAACAAUAGUACAAAAUUCAGAUAUUGCAUACUGUCCUAUGCUUUUUCUAGAGUGUUUAAACAUGAGACAAAUAUUUCAUGUGCUUUUGAGAGACUCUGUGAUAGCAAUGUACUGCAUUCAAACUUAAGUCCAUACGUGGAUAUUUUCUGGGGUUUUGAUCCUCCCUAGAAGUGUCAUUUUUAGAAUUCUCCACACAGCAGUGGGGUCAUCAGUAAAG